Macrobrachium nipponense is the source of this 741-nucleotide messenger RNA. RefSeq lists its product as uncharacterized. The coding region runs from base 1 to 741 and encodes 246 amino acids. The record is from RefSeq and is a predicted model, not a curated record. NCBI's taxonomy places the organism in Eukaryota, Metazoa, Arthropoda, Malacostraca, Decapoda, Palaemonidae. The transcript has a single exon.
AUGGAGAUUCCAAACACCCUGUGCGCCGUGGUAAAGGCGGUUUUUUCGAGAGUGAUUGGUGUCACAAAACGUGCAUUGCAGAUAGCCCUCGGGAGAAAGCAUCUCCCGGAGGCCCACGUAUUGACUCUAGUGAAAGAGGCGGAGGCGGUAGUGAAUAAUAGGCCGUUGAUGUAUAGCGGUGACAAGUGCGAGGACGAGGUCCUCACCCCCUCUCAUUUAGUGCGAGGUCACUUAAUCAAUUUUAAUGGCACCUGUUUUGCAGAUGAAGACCUUAAUGCUACCUUCAUCUCCCGGAGGCUACGAGAUCGAUAUCUUAAACUAACAGACACUUUGAAAGCCUUCCGAGAGAGGUGGAGGAAGGAGUACCUGAGUGCCCUAAGAGCCCGACACGAUUGUCAGUCUGGGGAACCCACCAGGCUGCACCCCGGAGACAUCGUGUUAGUAAAGCAAGAAAAUCAAAAGCGGGCUAUGUGGCCCCUUGGACGCGUCAUGGAGACGUACCCGGACGACGACGGUGUCGUGCGUUCGGCCAAGGUAUUGUUCGAAGAUGUUGAGUCCCUGCGUACUGUCAGCCACUUGGUCCCCCUGGAACUUGCCCCCUCAGAUGACGAUGAUGGCGUUGGAGACGAACGGCGUGACGAUGUUGGUGCGACGGAGGAGAUGGUGCGUGACGACGACGGCAACGAAGAGGUCCGAGACGAGGGAGCGUAUAGCCCAGCAGUAGGUAAUUCCUCCCGGUAA